AUUCUGCAGAUAAUCAGUUGGUUAACAGUACGCUCCGAAUGUCCACAAGUUCAGUGAUCGUUGAACCACUCGACACAACUGUGAAAGAAAUCAGUCCUCGUGAAACUACUAAUGCUAUUCGCUCCUGGGCCUGUGACUUCAAUAUCACACAUCGCGCACUAAAGGAAAUUUUAUCAAUUAUCCGUCACGAUUAUGGAGACAAAGACCUCCCUAUGGAUCCACGAACGUUGAUAAGAACCCCCCAGAGAACUGGCAUGACAUUCAAAUCAAUAUCAGGCGGUCAAUACUGGCACCAAGGACUUGAAAUCUGUUUGAAAAAGAGUUUCGAACAUCUAACAGAGGACAUACAAAUUGAACUGAACGUUAAUAUAGAUGGUCUGCCAAUUCACAGGAGUUCGAAAUAUCAAUUCUGGCCUAUUCUGUGCAAUGUACAUCAAAUGCCUCAUAUCCCACCAAUGACAGUUGGAAUAUUUUUAGGUAAAAUAAAGCCACAAAACAUCACAGAAUACUUAACACCAUUUGUCGAAGAAUUGAUUUCUGUUCUGUCGAAAGGCGUGAAAGUAAACAAUCAUGCUGUUGGAGUAAAAAUCAGAUGUAUUGUAUGCGAUUCGCCUGCUCGUGCAUUCAUAAAAGGAACUACAAAUUUCAAUGGAAUUAACGGAUGCUUGAAGUGCACCAUUGAAGGCGAAUAUUCCUAUGUAUCCCGUACAGUUACAUUUCCCAAACUCAACUGCGUGCUCAGAACAGAUGAGAAGUUCCGUCGGAAAGAAUACGGAAGACAUCACAAGGAGGAUUCUCCACUUCUUAAGAUACCUGGGUUAGACAUGAUUAAAGAUUUUGUGGUGGCUGACUCACUUCAUUUAUUAGACCUAGGCAUAAUGAAACGAUGUCUUGUAGGAUGGCGAGAUGGAACUCUUGGUUUUAAAGCUAAAAUGUGUGCCAGUGAUAUAGCAAAACUGACAAAUGCGAUAUUAAGAACAAAACUACCAUCGGAGAUACACCGUUCCUUGCGAGGCAUGGACUGCUUAGCGUUUUGGAAAGGUUCGGAAUGGAGGGCCUUUUUGAACUAUGUAGGCAUUGUUGUAUUGAAAGAUUAUCUUAGCAGCCAUGUCUAUAACCACUUCUUGGUACUUUUCGUUGCCGUAACCAUAUGCUCAUGUAGCAUUUAUGCGGAAUAUUUAUCACUCGCUCAACACAUGUUCGAGUGUUACAUCAUAGAGUUUAAAAAUAUUUAUGGUGCAGAAUGUGUUACUAGCAAUGUUCAUAACUUGGAGCACAUCGUUGGCGAUGUAAUACGAUUUGGACCACUACCAUCUAUAUCGUCAUAUCCUUUCGAAAACGCGUUAUUCCAAAUUAAGAGGCAGCUGCGACAUGGACAAAACAGUUUGGAACAAGUUGCUAAUCGAAUCACCGAAAAGAGCAGUUUACCUCUAAAGAUACAACAUGCUGAAUAUCCAGCGAUCAAGAGGAUAGGCAAUAUUCAGUUCAGUUCAGUUCAGUGUUAUAUUAAAAGUGAAUUUUUUCUUAGCACAAACUUUAAAAAUUCUUGGUUCUAGACAAAAACAAAAGAAAUAGCUCGAAUGACAUCGGCAUGCAUGAAUGAAAAUAGAAAAAUUAUAAUAACGGCUAGACUGGUUCAAAAACCAGAAUUAUUUUUUCCUAAACCUAUACGUUCAUCAUACUUGCAUAUAUAUAAAGUAAAUAAAUUGUAUUUUAAUUCUGAAAACUCCUAUAAACUCGACGAUGUAUUUUGUAAACUAGUAGCUAUUAGAUACAAAGGUAACGAGUUUGUGUUC
Molecule: messenger RNA, 1796 nt
Organism: Wyeomyia smithii (pitcher-plant mosquito)
Lineage: Eukaryota; Metazoa; Arthropoda; Insecta; Diptera; Culicidae
Exons: 2
Coding region: 39-1556 (505 amino acids)
Source: RefSeq, a predicted model, not a curated record